UGACAGCUGCUAAUAACUUGUGAUUUUGUUCGUGACCUCCUGAACUGCGAUAAUAUUUGAUUACUGCUAUUAGAACAGUCAAGAAGUGUUCUUGGACUUUUGUAGAAAGAUAUUUUCAUUCAUCAAAAAUGCUCAGUGUAGUUACAGUGCCUACUAACCCCUACGAGGGGCAAAAGCCGGGUACCAGUGGUUUGCGCAAGAAAGUUAAAGUUUUCCUUCAAGAAAACUACACGGAAAACUUUAUCCAGAGUAUCUUGGAUGCUAAUAAAGCAGAUAUUGUCGGCUCGACCCUUGUCGUUGGUGGAGACGGUCGCUAUCUAGUAAAAGAGGUCGUGGACAAAAUCAUCAAAAUUUCGGCGGGCAAUGGUGUAGCAAGACUGUUAGUGGGGCAAAAUGGUAUUCUCUCAACUCCUGCAGUCUCCUACAUCAUCAGAAAAUACAAGACCCUUGGUAAGUAUCUCUAUAUUUAUAUUAUCAGGAGACUUUAUUGAAUU
This is a messenger RNA of Ostrinia furnacalis (Asian corn borer), 494 nucleotides long. Its product is annotated as phosphoglucomutase-like. The record is from RefSeq and is a predicted model, not a curated record. Gene Ontology annotation, biological process: carbohydrate metabolic process. Gene Ontology annotation, cellular component: cytosol. The coding region runs from base 129 to 491 and encodes 120 amino acids. Gene Ontology annotation, molecular function: phosphoglucomutase activity. The transcript has 2 exons. NCBI's taxonomy places the organism in Eukaryota, Metazoa, Arthropoda, Insecta, Lepidoptera, Crambidae.